GUCCGUUUUAUUAAUACCUUUUCAGAAAGUCAAACAUAUCUCCGCCGUCCGAUCAUCUCCACAUCUUUUGACUUCACCAUCUUUAUAACCCCAGUCUCCAUCCCCAAUCUUCUUCACUCUCAUCUUCCAGAGUCUGAUCUACAAACCCUAACCUCUUUCUGCUAUAACAAUGGCGGUUGAUUUUGUAGGAAUUCAGACCGUUGAACACCUCAAUCGCAUCUUCCAGUUGAACAACCACGAGUUCUCCGUUUCCUCCGAUUUCAAGCAAGCUGUUUCCGCUUUAAAACGCAGCGGUCACGCUCGCUUCCGCCGUGGACCACCGGUUUCGUCGAAUAAUCCGCAAACACCUUCCGUUUCGUCCAGAUCCGAAGAGAAACUGUUGGAUAAUCCGCGAGUACCUUCCGUUUCUUCGAGAUCUGAACAGAAACUGCCGGUAGAAUCAACUGCUGCGGUGGUUAAGGACGGUUUGUUGAAGAAAUUUGUUACGGAUGCAACGGCGUCGUUUCAAUCGCCGACGUCUUCUUCGUUCGCGUCUUCGUUUGCUGGAGGAAGUGUUGAAGGAAGCGUUUCGAACGGUAGGCAGGUUUCUUCGUUAGGUAUAGUAGCUCCGGCACCGUCGUUCUCGUCGAGGAAACCGCCGCUUCCGUUAAAUCAUCGGAAAAGGCAUAGCACUGAGAUGACGUCAGCUUCCUUACACGGAUCUGGAAGAGAGAAUGUUUCCGGCACCGGUUGUCACUGUUGCAAGAGAAGGAAAACCGGAUCAAAACGGAAAAUAAGAAGAAUUCCGAUAAUCGGAUCAAAAGUAGAAAGUAUACCGGCAGACGAUUACUCAUGGAAGAAAUACGGCGAGAAGAAGGUCACCGGAUCACCUUUUCCACGAGUAUACUACAAGUGCAACUCCGGUGAAGGAUGUCCGGCGAGAAAGCGUGUAGAGUUAUCGUUAACAGAUUCAAAGAUGCUUAUUGUAACAUACGACAGAGAACACCGUCACUAAAGGCUCCGGUGACUGUCGCUAUUGACAACUUUGUGAUAAAUUGUUUGAGAUGUGAAAUAUUGAGGGUGUGAUGUGUAGUUAGGGAAAGUAGAAGGGGGUAAAGUGUAAAGAAAAGGGAGAAGAAGGUCCAGAUCUAAAAAGAUUCGAUUUUGUUGAGAGUUUUUAGUUUCUUCUUUUUUUAUUGGAUUAUAUUCUCCGAAAAUAAAUAUAAAAAGAAAAAGGUGUUUGUUGGGAUGACAAAAGUCAAUGGAUUUAGGUUGCUUUA
This is a messenger RNA of Helianthus annuus (common sunflower), 1259 nucleotides long. RefSeq names its product probable WRKY transcription factor 17. Bases 170 to 994 code for a protein of 274 amino acids. The record is from RefSeq and is a predicted model, not a curated record. Gene Ontology annotation, molecular function: DNA-binding transcription factor activity; sequence-specific DNA binding. Lineage: Eukaryota; Viridiplantae; Streptophyta; Magnoliopsida; Asterales; Asteraceae. The transcript is spliced from 3 exons. Gene Ontology annotation, biological process: regulation of DNA-templated transcription.